AUGGACAAAGCUUUCGAAAUACAAAAACAAGCUCGGGAUAAUGUGAAAACAUUACAUACAUAUCUCACAGAUCUACAGAACUGGGAGAUUGAAAUGAAACGUAAAGAGGCCGCACUUAACGGUGAUUUUGUACAGGAUCUUCCACCUAUAAGGAGCAAGGCGCAUAAAGACAAACCUGUGCAAGUUAAAAAGAAGCCCUUGAAGAGAAUCGUAGACUACGACGCUUGGGAUAAGUUUGAUGCUAACAAAGCAUGUGAAGAAGUCGACAUGGCAGAUGUAGGGCCAGUGUCCCUUGAUAGCAAGAAGAGUCAGGCGGCGAAGGCUGAGCGGUUGAAAGAAGAAGCCCAGUAUGAGAAAGAGAGGGGUAAUAAUUUUGUAAAGCAAGAGAAAUGGGACGAGGCGAUCUCCUGCUACAAUAGAGCCAUUGAGCUGGUGAAGGAUGACGCUAUAUAUUACGCUAAUAGAGGAUUGUGCUACUUGAAGAAGGAUAGCCUUCAUCAAGCAGAAACAGAUUGUACCGAGGCACUUCGUCUAGACCCUACAUAUGUAAAGGCCUUACAACGUCGAGCCACAGCUAGAGAACGACUGGGGUCCCUUAGGGCCGCUUCCCAUGACUUAACAGAGGUCCUCAAGAUUGAACCCCACAACACUGCAGCAAGGCGACAGCUUGAGGCUAUUAAAGCCAGAAUGGGGACUAAGGGGACAAAGUCAAAAUCAUCACCGUCAUCAACGCCCACAGUGGAAUCUAAGCCUAUCACCCCUCCCAAGUCAAAAAUAGUGGAAUUGCCAUCAGAGCCGGUUAAGAAGGAACUGACUCCGCUUGAAAAAUGGAGAAACGGUGUCGGCGAAAAUAUUACUGUGAUAAGACCGGUCAAGAAACCACCGCAUUUGAGAUCUAAGAGAGCGCUAAAACAUAUAACUAUCCACGAAAUACAAUUAGGAGCUAAUAAGAGAGAUGAAAAACCAUCGAGCCAUGUUAAAACACUCAAUGUAAAUGACAACGCCCAUGGGGAUACAAACAACAAUAAGGCCAAUGACAACAAUGUUGAUGCGACCACGAAAGACGGUAACAGGGUAAAAGUUAGUAAUGCUGGGGAUAAUAGGAAUAUUGCUAAUGCAAUUAAUACAGUGCAAAAUAUGGUUCCACCGGUUAAUAGUGUUCAGUUUAUGUCGCAAUGGAAAUAUUUGAAAGGCAACGACGAAGCUAGAAGCAAUUAUUUGAGGUUAAUAGAACCAACAAAACUGCCGUCAAUCUUCGAGAAUGCUCUAGAAAGCGACGUUCUCUCCGAUCUCCUUUAUAUUAUAUGUAUUAACAAGGAUAAGUUUAGAAACAAAAUAUCUGCUUACUUGAAAAAUCUCUGCAAGGUCAAACGCUUUUCUGCACUUGCCAUGUUUCUCACUGUCAGCGAUAAGGAAUUACUAAUGGACAUGCUGUCUCACUGCAAGAAAGCGGAAAACUUGACGGACAGUGAAAUCUCGGAUUUGACAAACAAAUAUGAACUUUAAAUGUAUUAAUAAGUGUGUUCAUGUUGUGUUUUUAUUUUCAGUAGUAAAUGUGAAAAUGUCAUAAAUCUUUAGGAACUA
Messenger RNA from Melitaea cinxia (Glanville fritillary), 1584 nucleotides. RefSeq names its product RNA polymerase II-associated protein 3 (gene spag). The record is from RefSeq and is a predicted model, not a curated record. Gene Ontology annotation, molecular function: protein binding. The transcript has 9 exons. NCBI's taxonomy places the organism in Eukaryota, Metazoa, Arthropoda, Insecta, Lepidoptera, Nymphalidae. The coding region runs from base 1 to 1506 and encodes 501 amino acids.